Messenger RNA from Paraphaeosphaeria sporulosa, 1434 nucleotides. Its product is annotated as longevity assurance proteins LAG1/LAC1. The record is from RefSeq and is a predicted model, not a curated record. Gene Ontology annotation, molecular function: sphingosine N-acyltransferase activity. NCBI's taxonomy places the organism in Eukaryota, Fungi, Ascomycota, Dothideomycetes, Pleosporales, Didymosphaeriaceae. The coding region runs from base 1 to 1434 and encodes 477 amino acids. Gene Ontology annotation, biological process: ceramide biosynthetic process. The transcript has 3 exons. Gene Ontology annotation, cellular component: membrane.
AUGGUUUCCCGCGACGUCGAGCCUUUCCCACCGCUGCAGACGGAGCAGUCGAAGAAGGAGAGCCGCUCAAGCAAGAGCGGGAGCGUCCGGCGGCGCAAAAGCAGCGGACUAGGAGCUGAGCUGCCGGGCGACACGAGUGUGCCUGCGUUUGCGACGCUAGGGAGUCCGCCCGCGACCCCGACAGAGCCGACUCGCGAGAAAUCCGGUCGCCGUUCGAAGCGUCGCUCGGUCCGCCGCGCGCUCUCCAAGUACAAGCGUACUUGCAUGCGGCACACCUGGGUCGGUCCCCUCACGUUGGCCCUGGCCAUAGUCUCGCUCUACCUCGUCAACCCGUCGCCCAAGAACCCCAUCGCCGCCGCUCUCUUCCUCUCCUACCCGCUUCCGCGAGAACCGGGCGCAGACCCCACCGCACCCAUCCACUAUGGCAAAGGCGCACGCGACUUUGCCUUUGUUGCAUUCUACACCAUCGUUUUCUCGUUCACGCGCGAGUUCCUCAUGCAGCGAUUCAUCCGACCACUUGCGAUCCGUUUCGGCAUCAAGUCUCGCGCCAAGCAGGCCAGGUUCAUGGAGCAGUUCUACACAGCCAUGUAUUUUGCCGUCUAUGGUCCUUUCGGCCUGUAUGUCAUGAGCCGGACGCCCGUGUGGUAUUUCAAUACGACCGCCAUGUACGAGGGUUUUCCGCAUAAGACGCACGAGGCCAUCUUCAAGGCAUACUACCUGCUCCAGGCGAGCUACUGGGCGCAGCAGAUGAUUGUGCUCCUGCUAGGACUGGAGAAGCCCCGCAAGGAUUUCAAGGAAUUCGUUGCGCAUCAUAUCAUCACCUUGACCUUGAUUUGGUGCAGUUACCGCUUUCACUUCACAUACAUGGGUUUGGCCAUCUACAUUACCAUGGAUAUAUCCGACUUCUUCCUUGCUACGUCAAAAGUGCUCAACUACCUCGACGCGCCCAUCACCGGCCCCUAUUUCUUUGUCUUUAUGUGCGUAUGGGGCUACCUCCGCCACUAUGUCAACCUCCGCGUCCUCUACUCCAUCUUGACCGAGUUCAAGACCGUCGGUCCCUACGAGCUUAACUGGGAAACACAGCAAUACAAGUGCUGGAUUUCGCAGAUCAUCACGUUCGCCCUCCUCGCCAGUCUCCAGGCCGUCAACCUCUUCUGGUGGUUCCUCAUCUGCCGCAUCGCCUACCGCUUCAUCCGAUACAGCACCGCGGACGACGACAGGAGCGAGUACGAGGAGAGUGAUACCGAAGAAGCCGGCGAGAGGAAGGGCGCGAAAAAGACUCCUAACGGGAAGGCCAAUGGCAAUGCCGCCAACGGCACGCCGAAGGUGUUCUUGAACGGCGAGGAGCUUGCUACGUCGGAUAAGCCUACGAGCGCGAGCGACGCCGGGAGCAUCGAGUCGCGAGUGCGCGAGCGGAAGAAGGUGCAGAGCUAG